Peronospora matthiolae is the source of this 285-nucleotide messenger RNA. The record is from the annotation of a GenBank genome assembly. NCBI's taxonomy places the organism in Eukaryota, Oomycota, Peronosporomycetes, Peronosporales, Peronosporaceae.
AUGAGCUUAAACUGUUUCAGCGGCCGCGCCAGCAUUGAGGCUGACACGGAGCUCGAGCAAGCGUCCAAGCAAGUUGAGAGCGUGUUCAAGCGCAUCCAAAGGUCGGACAAGAGAGUCGAACGCGUGCGCAAAGCCAUCCGCGACACGCGCUCGAACAAGACGCACGAGAUGGAGACGCACUUACAGUGGCUUCUGCAGCAGAAGAUACGACUGGAGCGGGACCUUGAUGUCGUGGAUAAGCAGCUGGAGGAGAAGCGGAUGCGAUUAACGGAAAGAGCAGCUUGA